Molecule: messenger RNA, 855 nt
Organism: Micromonas commoda
Lineage: Eukaryota; Viridiplantae; Chlorophyta; Mamiellophyceae; Mamiellales; Mamiellaceae
Exons: 2
Biological process (GO): protein autophosphorylation; peptidyl-serine phosphorylation; intracellular signal transduction
Cellular component (GO): cytoplasm; nucleus
Molecular function (GO): calcium-dependent protein serine/threonine kinase activity; calcium/calmodulin-dependent protein kinase activity; ATP binding
Source: RefSeq, a predicted model, not a curated record
CUCGGCGAGCCCCUCGGCAGGGGUGCGAUGGGCGUGGUGCGAGUGGCGACGCGCAAGUCCGACGGGUGCAAGUUCGCGCUCAAGACCAUCCCCAAGGCGGGACCUCAGAGCCUCUCCGGCAAGACCCCCACGGGCGAGGCCAUGAGCAUCUGGGAGCGGAAGGUUCGCGACGAGGUCUCCCUGCACUUCGCCCUCGGCGCGUCGCUCGACAUCGUCACCCUGCACGACGGCUUCGAGGACGAGGCGGGCGUCCACCUCCUCAUAGACCUCUGCGACGGCGGCGACUUGCUCUCCGGCGCAUCCUGCUGGACGCCCUUCUCCGAGGCCACCGCGGCGCCGAUGAUCCGCGGCAUGCUCCGCGCGCUCGCCGCGUGCCACGAGCACGGCGUGGUUCACCGCGACGUGAAACCCGCCAACUUUCUCUUCAUGCGCGAAAGCGACGGUCGGAACCGGCUCAAGCUCUCCGACUUUGGCUUGGCCGCGAGAAUUCCCGCGAUCGGCGCGACGCUGACGGAGCAGUGCGGCACGUACGCGUACCUGUCCCCGGAGAUGGCCAGGCGCCGACCGUACGAUUUCAAAAUCGACGCGUGGGCCGCCGGGGUGGUUGCGUACAUGUUACUCGCGGGUGAACCCCCGUUCGCGGAUUGGGACGCCAUACGCGAGGGCCGGUCCCCAACCAAGGACGGCUUGCUCCGAAACAUCCGCCGCGGCAAGCCCGACACGCCCAUCGAGAACCUGCCCCUCUCCCCCGGCGCCAAGUCGCUGCUCCAGAAUUUGCUCCACGUCGACCCCGAUAAGCGCAUGAGCUGCAAGGAGGCGGCGGAGCACUACUGGGUUCGGGAGAAGGGCGCGGCG